Molecule: messenger RNA, 1914 nt
Organism: Chilo suppressalis (striped riceborer)
Lineage: Eukaryota; Metazoa; Arthropoda; Insecta; Lepidoptera; Crambidae
Source: the annotation of a GenBank genome assembly
UCGAACGGCGCGCGAUGUCCUUCGUGAGUACGAUACCGAGUUUACUCGAGUGUGUGCUGUCUUUUGAAAGGAAACCCAGCAUGGUAUUUUGUUUGUUCAAGUGCAUGUGUACUGGUUGAUCUGUUGUUUGAUAGGCGCGGAUCGUUCGUAGUAGUUUCGAGGUCUUGUCUCGUUUUCAUACGUAUAUCCAUUACAUACGACGAAGCCAAUGCUGGAAUGAAACGCCUCAUUGGAUUUAACGGUUCUUGAGUUACAUGUACCAGAUUUGUAAUGGUUUUUCAAGUUUGUUCAUAUUUAUCUUAGAGGUUUUUAGAAAACAAAGUGAUAAUGAGACAUCAAUUUCGAUUUACCAAUUAGAUCAUUGUGCGAUAUUGAUUCGAAACGUCUUGUUAUUGCUAGAUAUCUAGGUAUUCCAAGACAUUAUCAAGGUCAACUAGUAAACUUGAUAAAUAAGUAGUGACAAAAAACUAGUAUUCCUAAAAUAAUUUCUCAUUCGUAAUCAUUCUGCGAAAAGUACGCUCUUAUGAUGGUUGGUUAUUUAGUUCAAGUACUCUAUAUUUGCAUGUUUUUGCAUGAGAAAAAUACGUGUGUUAUUUGUGUACAUUUUGCGGCUUGUUUUUGGGAAUGUUUCUGUUGCAAGCAGUCCAACUCGUCCCCGAGCGGGGAGCGUCGGGAACACUUGUACAAGAUCCUGGUGAUCGGAGAAUUGGGCACGGGCAAGACCUCCAUCAUCAAGCGCUACGUUCACCAGUUCUUCAGUCAACACUACAGGGCCACCAUCGGCGUGGACUUUGCGCUUAAAGUGCUCAAUUGGGACGCGAACACAAUCAUCCGGUUGCAGCUAUGGGAUAUCGCUGGCCAGGAGCGUUUCGGAAACAUGACCCGAGUGUACUACAAAGAAGCAGUGGGCGCGUUCAUAGUGUUCGACGUGUCGAGGGCAGCGACCUUCGAAGCUGUGGUUAAAUGGAAGAACGACUUAGACACGAAGGUCCAGCUGCCCGACGGGUCACCCAUACCGUGCAUACUGUUGGCUAAUAAGUGCGACCAACAGAAGGAGGGUAUAGUCAACUCGCCCGCAAAAAUGGACGAGUAUUGCCGCGAGAAGGGAUUCGCCGGCUGGUUCGAGACCUCCGCUAAGGAGAACAUUAACAUCGAGGAGGCGGCCCGGUCACUCGUCAACAAGAUUCUACUGAACGACAAACUUCUUCAAAGCGCGGACGGUAAGGACGCAGAUCGCAUAGCGCUGGAACACAAGAUGCUCAACGGAGAGAACUCGCGCGCAGCAAACAACAAAUCGUGUGCCUGCUGACAUUCCCACCACCCGAGCUAAACGCUGCUGCUAUUGGUUAAUUUAUAAACCAAUAAAGUUAUAACCAAUCCUCAAUAAGCGUGCGACCUGCUCCAGUAACUUUCUACGUUUUCCGGAUAUGACCGGUUUUCUCCGGAAUUUUACCGAUUACAAGAUUAUUGCUGCCGGAUUUUUAGUUUAUUUGGCAAAUAUAAUAAAAAGGAAUCGACUUUCGUUAUAUUAUUAUGAAGACGGUAAGGAAUCUGACCUCAUCUCGUCAACGGGGAGAACGCUAACUCAUCAUCAUCAUCAUCAACAGCCUAUCUUAGUCCACUGCUGGACAUAGGCCUCUCCAAAUGCACACCACUCAAAUCGAUCUUGGGCUACUCGCAUCCAGCUCCUGCCAGCUACCUUGCGCAAAUCGUCACUCCAUCGUGCCUGAGGUACGUCCUAUACUUCGUUUGCCUAGACUCUAAUUAAUUGUGUUAAAUUUAACGUUAAGACUCUUGAGUAGGAUAUCAACUAAUUAUUAUGAUAUGCAACACUACAGGACUAUUUAUUAUCCGGAAUUUAUUCGGAUAUUUAUUUAGAAUUAAUAUUUAAUUUGUUAUUAAUCAUGAUGCCCU